This is a messenger RNA of Harpia harpyja (harpy eagle), 1895 nucleotides long. It is a transcript of the gene ISYNA1, whose product is annotated as inositol-3-phosphate synthase 1. Gene Ontology annotation, cellular component: cytoplasm. The record is from RefSeq and is a predicted model, not a curated record. Gene Ontology annotation, biological process: inositol biosynthetic process; phospholipid biosynthetic process. Gene Ontology annotation, molecular function: inositol-3-phosphate synthase activity. Lineage: Eukaryota; Metazoa; Chordata; Aves; Accipitriformes; Accipitridae.
CUCCAGGAACAAUGGCAGAGACAUUCCUUGUGGAGAGCCCCGACGUCACGUACAGCAAAGACUUCAUCGAGGCCAAGUACACGUACAGCACCGUGCACGUCUGCAAGGAGAACGGCGUCACCAAGGUGCGACCGUGCUCGACCCGCUUCACUUUCCGGACGGGGCGGCAGGUCCCUCGCCUGGGGGUGAUGUUGGUGGGCUGGGGGGGCAACAACGGCACGACGGUGACAGCGGCCGUGCUGGCCAACAAGCUGGGGCUGUCCUGGAUGACCAAGACGGGGCGCAAGAAAGCCAACUACUACGGCUCCCUCCUCCAAGCCUCCACCGUCUGCCUGGGUACCGGCCCCACCGGUGACGUCUACGUGCCUUUCCGGGACCUGCUGCCCAUGGUGCACCCCAACGACAUCGUCUUUGAUGGCUGGGACAUCUCCUCUCUGAACCUGGCGGAGGCCAUGCGGCGGGCGGAGGUGCUGGACUGGCCGCUGCAGGAGCAGCUCUGGCCCCACCUGGAGAAGAUGAAGCCUCGACCCUCCAUCUACAUCCCCGAGUUCAUCGCCGCCAACCAGGAGGAGCGGGCGGACAACGUCCUCCGCGGGUCCAUGGCUGAGCAGGUCCUGCAGAUCCGCAAGGACAUCCGGGACUUCAAGGAGAGCAGCGGGGUGGACAAAGUCAUCGUUCUCUGGACGGCCAACACGGAGCGCUUCUGCGACGUCGUGCCGGGGCUCAAUGACACCGCCGACAACCUGCUGCGGGCCAUCGAGCGAGGCUUGGAAGUGUCCCCGUCCACGCUCUUUGCCGUGGCCAGCAUCCUGGAGGGCUGCGCCUACAUCAACGGCUCCCCCCAGAACACCUUCGUGCCGGGCGCGGUGGAGCUGGCCGCCCAGCGCCGCGUCUUCAUCUGUGGCGACGACUUCAAGUCGGGUCAGACCAAGCUGAAGUCGGUGCUGGUGGACUUCUUGGUGGGCGCCGGACUCAAGACCAAGUCCAUCGUGAGCUACAACCACCUGGGGAACAACGACGGGAAGAACCUCUCGGCCCCGCAGCAGUUCCGCUCCAAGGAGAUCUCCAAGAGCAACGUGGUGGAUGACACGGUCCAGGCCAACCCCAUCCUCUACGGCCCCCAGGACAAGCCCGACCACUGCGUGGUGAUCAAGUACGUGCCCUACGUGGGGGACAGCAAGCGCGCGUUGGACGAGUACACGUCGGAGAUCAUGAUGGGCGGCACCAACACCAUCGUCAUCCACAACACGUGCGAGGACUCGCUGCUGGCCAGCCCCAUCAUCCUGGACCUGGCCAUCCUCACGGAGCUGUGCCAACGCGUCACCUUCUGCACCGAGGCCGACCCCGAGUUCCAGGGUUUCCACAGCGUCCUCUCCAUCGUCGCCUUCCUCUGCAAGGCCCCGCUGGUGCCCGAGGGCACCCCCGUCGUCAAUGCCCUCUUCCGCCAGCGCAGCUGCAUCGAGAACAUCUUGAGGGCCUGCCUGGGGCUGCCCCCCCAGAACCACAUGCUGCUGGAGCACAAGAUGCAACGGCCGGUACCCAGCCCGAAGCGCUCCUGCCCCGGGGGGGCCGCCUGCCCCCUCGCCCCCAAGAAGGCAUCGGCGGCCGCCCAGCUCAACGGGCACCCCUGCCCCGGCACCCCCCGGCCAGGACCCCCCCGGACCCCUCUCCACGUCGACGGGGCCGACUAACAGCAGGCGCCUUUUUGUAUUUCAUAUCGGCUUUUUAGGGGAGGUGUUGGGGGGUUGGAUUUGGGGUCGGGGGGGGCGGUCCACGACCUGUGGGUUUCCCCCCCCCCCUCACCCCCUCCAAGUGCUCGGUGCUGCCCGGCUCCGAUGCCAACUCGAAACUGUGAAGCUUUGUACCCGCCAAUAAACCCGGAGCACAUCAUGUCC